Messenger RNA from Salvelinus sp. IW2-2015, 4629 nucleotides. RefSeq names its product guanine nucleotide-binding protein G(o) subunit alpha-like. Gene Ontology annotation, biological process: G protein-coupled dopamine receptor signaling pathway; adenylate cyclase-modulating G protein-coupled receptor signaling pathway. Lineage: Eukaryota; Metazoa; Chordata; Actinopteri; Salmoniformes; Salmonidae. Gene Ontology annotation, molecular function: GTP binding; G-protein beta/gamma-subunit complex binding; GTPase activity. Gene Ontology annotation, cellular component: heterotrimeric G-protein complex. The record is from RefSeq and is a predicted model, not a curated record.
ACACUGCCUUCCCUUCCCCUCCUCUCUCCGUCGGUUAUUGUGAAGAGAUUGAACGAUGAGAUCGCUCGCGUUCGCUGCCAUCAGUGCCGCCCUAUAGAGACCCCCAGCCCCGAGGCUCGAACACAACGACCCCACCCCCGCUCCAAGAGGGACGGAGCGCAAUCAAUUGAGGCACGGAGAAAAAACCCUGUUCUGACCCGGCUUUAUUUGCCCUCAAUCCGGGCCUCAUGCUGUAGCAGACUGAACGAGCGAGAGCGAGAGACAAACAUACAGAUUGAGUCGGCGAGGGACAGGGCGGAAUAGAGGAGAAGGGAUUGUUCAUUCGGCUCUAGACAUGGGAUGUACACUCAGCGCUGAGGAGCGCGCUGCUCUGGACAGGAGCAAAGCCAUCGAGAAAAACCUGAAGGAUGAUGGAGUCACUGCCGCAAAGGAAGUGAAACUGCUACUGCUUGGGGGAGGAGAAUCGGGCAAAAGCACCAUCGUCAAACAGAUGAAGAUUAUCCAUGAGGAUGGCUUUUCUGGGGAUGAUGUGAAGCAGUAUAAGCCUGUGGUCUACAGCAACACCAUCCAGAGUUUGGCUGCCGUCCUCCGAGCUAUGGACUCUCUGGGCAUCGAGUACGCAGACAAGGACAGAAAGGCGGAUGCUAAGCUGGUGUGUGAUGUGGUCACUCGUAUGGAGGACACAGAGCCCUACUCAGCAGAGCUGCUGACAGCUAUGAAGCGUCUGUGGGGUUUCGACCCUGGUCUCCCCAACCGUUCCUGGGAGCCCUGGGGCGGCGGGGCCCUGUGGGGGACGGCUUGUUGGAAGGGCUUGGAGCCAGAAGAUGGUCACCAGAAGCCAGAGGCCAAGACCAGGACGAGGGAGCCCAGGGGAGAUGAAGGGGCCGUGGUGGCAGAACAGAAGGGGCUUCACGAGGCACAGGGAGCGUCUAAUCUUCACUGGGUCCUUCACACCUUACUUCACACACACUUCAUACUACUCACAAACACACCACACAUAUUCUCAAACAUGCAUCUCAUCUGUCUUAUUUGGUAUUUUCUGCAGAAUCGCAUGCACGAGUCCCUCAUGCUCUUYGACUCUAUCUGUAACAACAAGUUCUUCAUCGACACCUCCAUCAUCCUCUUCCUCAACAAGAAGGAUCUKUUCGAGGAGAAGAUUAAGAAGUCACCACUGAGUAUCUGUUUCCCUGAAUAUACAGGUGCUAACACUUAUGAUGAUGCUACCGCAUACAUUCAGGUGCAAUUUGAGAGUAAGAGCCGUUCGCCCAACAAGGAGAUCUACUGUCACCUGACCUGUGCCACUGACACAGGAAACAUCCAGGUAGUGUUUGACGCAGUCACUGACAUCAUCAUCGCCAACAACCUGAGGGGGUGUGGCUUAUACUGAGGCCUAGCCCUGCACAGAGGUUGCAUUGGAGGGCGUGAGGUGGUUAAUAAUAAUAAUAAUUUUGAUGAUACUAAAAGGCAUAAUUAUGUAAAUCUACACGUCCAAAGGGACUCAAAGAGCUGCCGCCAGACACCACGACGGAUUCUUUGCCAUGUUUUGUUCCUCUAUUCCUUUUUUUAAUUUCAGAAUUCCACCACCCCUCUUUUGUUUAUUUGUUAUCAACAUGUGUUUCCUAUUGAAUGUCUUUCAUGUUUUGUUGAUUGUGUGAACAACUGUAAGAUGUAAAUCAGAAAAGGGGAGGUCCAAGGGGUAUAUUCUGUUUUCGUGCCAUGUUUCGCAACAAAUUAGAUAGAAAUGUUAUGCAUAGAGCGGAGAAGGUCCUCUUUUCCUUGCGAUAGAGAUUUGUGUCAGUUCUAUACAUUACAUCUCUAUCUGCAACAUCCAGAACAUUGAGCCACAAUGAAUGUACCCCUCGGUGCUCCGUUUGCAGAGGUGAUGUUGUGCUCUAGGUGAUGAUGUAAUAGGGGAGGUACUGGUGGCUGGGGCUCGUAGUGGGGGUUCUGUCCAGCGUUGGAUAGAACCCCCCUCUGUUGGACUCACACAGGGCUGCUCUACAUGAGCUCCUUCUGCUCUGUUUUAUUCCUCUCUCUUUCAAACAUCCAGAAGGGGGGGGGGGGGGUUCUGUUCUUAAUGGCAGGCUCUGCCAUUGGCCUCCUGCAGUGUGAUGAAAUGCCUGUCAGCCAAUGAUAUAUCUGUGUCGGGAAAGUGUGAUAUCAAUGCCAACCUUCUGAGCAUGACAGAUAAGGGAAUAGAAUUAGAGAUCAUUGAUCACUUUCACACUAUCUUUACAAUAUAAUGCAAUUGAAGGGACACAAACGCUUUAUUAUCAUCAAAUUAUCUAUGUAUUUUAUUUCAACCUCAUGCCCUCCAUGCUUCCUCCUACCUCCUAGAAUCCCGUGCCACAUAUUUAUUUCCUGUCCUGUCAGACCGGUGGAACACCACUUCCUGUCUCAGUCUCAGAGGGUCUAGAGCUGCUCUGAUGGACCGUCUCAAAUGUCACCUCCCAUGUAGUGUACUACUUCUUCAAAAGUAGUACAUAAUAUGGGGAAUAGGUUAUCAUUUUAGACUUGCACACUCAAGUCCACUGGUCAGUGAUGUAUCAUAUGGUUGUCUCCUGGUCUCCUCUCACUUAUCACUUAUCACUGAGAUGAAAGGACUGGAUAGGUUUCCACCGUGUUGUUUUCACUCACUAGUCCAUACAGAUUUGUAGUUUUAGGAGAGGACAGCCACAGACCACUGACCAGUCUCUCUGCUUGUUCAAAAGGGUCUUCCUAGGUGCUCUUUAUGUAAUAAAACAUUAAUAUGUGAAUGCGCAGUUAUUUGGAAGUUGAGGUAAUUUGUAGAUUAGAUAAGCCACACAGUGCUUAGCUCAGGAUGACCCUUGUGAGCAAGCAUGCUGAAUUCCAAAUCCAUUCAUACUACCCUCUCUAGGCAUUUCUGUAGAUUUGAAAGGAUUUGAUUGGUUUAACCUUUUCAUGUCCAUAAUGGAAAUGUAUAAUAUUCUUUAGUACACAUGUUCUCUGAGUUUACUGAUGGACAAAUCAGAUUUUUUUUUACAUCGGCCACAGAGUUUGUCUACAAUGUGAGUUUUUGAUAUUGUACUAUAUUUAGUCUUUGGACACAUGGGGUUACUGGUUUUCACACAUUUCAUUAAUCAAGUCCUGUAAAUACAUGUUCAAUUUAUCAGAUCUUUUACAUUUUUGACAUAUAGAUUGUCCGGACCAAUAUAUAAAUAUAUGAAAACAAUACCUAAAGAAAUCCACACACACACACACACACACACCCCUAGAGUGCAUGCAGUAUAAGCCCAUCAAAUGCAAGUCAAUAGAGACUGGAGAGUGAGUGAUUUUACAGCAUUGUCCCUCUUUCUCAGAUCUUAAACAUGUUCACAUCUUAAUCAUUUUUGCUAUAUAGAUUGUCUGGACCAAUAUAUAAAUAUAAAAACAAUAUCUAAAGAAAUCCAUACACACUCCUAUAGUAUAUUAUACAGCAUAAGCAAAUCAAAUGUAAGUCAAUGGCGAGUGAGGCCUGCUACAGCAUUCUCCCUCUUUCUCUCCCUCUCUCACAAGCACACGCCUGUGUAUACACACCACAGACAUCAAUGCACACCUGUGUGUGUGUAUGUCUGUGGUAUGUGUGUGUGUGAUAAAAUUACUCCAUUGAWUUUGCUUAUACUGCAUAUACUCUAGGGUUGUCUGUGUGAGAGGGUGUGGAUUUCUUUACAUAUUGUUUUUGUAUUCAUAUAUUGGUCUAGAGAAUCUAUAUAGCAAACAUUAUUAUGAUCUGAACAUGUUUAAGAUCUGAGAAAGAGAGAACAUGUUGUAAAAUGUUUCUCUCUGCAGUCUCCAUUGGAUUUGCAAAUACUGCAUGUACUCUAGAGGUGUGUGUGUGAGAGAGUGAGUGGAUUUCUUUCGAUAUUUUCAUAUUUAUAUUGGUCCGGACAAUCUAUAUACCAAAAAUGAUUAAGAUCUGAUCAUUUGAACAUGACAUGAUUCGUGUAAUGUGUAAAAUACAGUAACCCCAUGUGCCCAAAGACUAAAUAUAGUACGAUACAGAAAUGGCUGUAGUUCACAAACAACGAGUUGAAUCAUCUAUUUGGCAUAUUUGGGCUUAAACGGGUCAAAGAACAAUACUUUAUGCUUUUAAAAUAUAUAAUUCUGAAAUGUAUUUCAAAAUACAUAUGCUGAAGUCAUUUUAAUGAUUAUUGUCACAAAAUCCCAAUUUUGGAGGUAUGAUAGAUAAUGACAAUCUUAAAACGUCAAUGUGGCCUGUCUAGACACUUGUACUAACUAUGUUAUCACCAAAUGUAAUGCAUUUACACCAAAUAGAAUUUGUUCAGUGGCACAUUUUGAUAUUGUACUAAAUAUAGUACAUGGAGGUGAAUGGGUUAGACAAUAUGGUAAUUGUGUCACCUUCUCUUCUGAUAGAGGGGGUGGUAUUUUUGCCAAAUUGCUUAUAUAUAUAUAUAUACACAAUCGUUUUAGAUCUACAGACAUGUCCAAGCGGCAGGGGCUGGGGUAGAGUUGGAAUUCAGCAGCAGUCUCUCAGUGGGGAGUUUGGGUUAACCCUAACCCCUAYCCCCUGACCUCUUAACCCUGAGCAGGCCACAGUCAAACCCCGGCUGUCACGUUCUCUCUUUUCACAGAGGAAAAGUACUGCUCUCCACUCAUUCACCUGUGCAC